CUCAGAAGCACUGCAGGGAUGGUCUGGACUCACCAGAUAAAACCUUCACCCUGUCAAAAGGACCCCAGCUGUGCGAGAUAAAAAUGGGAGGCUUCUUGUUUGGCACUUAUCUAUUCACAGAAACGUUCUAGAAUACACACAUCCCUAAUGUUACAUAGUCAUCGCUGAGCUGCGGAUGCCUUUAUUCACCACAUAACCUGACGCAGUGUGUAGCAGGUUAAUCGCGUGCCAGGAUGACAGAUCAGUAUCAGGAUUACGACUCAGUGGGAGAUCAAGUUGGCGAUGGUUCUCCUGACCAGCUCUACUCAGGAGUCGCUAGCGGGGAUGGCAUGAGCCAUAUUCAGGACAACGGCCAGGAGGGCGUGAUUCGGCUGCCGCGUGUCUCGCAACAUGGGGAUGAUGCAGAUGAUGUACAAAAGGAUCUAGCGAACUGGGAAGCAGCAAAAGAAAAGGGCCACAUAGAUAUCCAUGAGGGAACCACUGAGGAGACCGGCUUUGGUAACACCCCGAAACAAGGCGAUCAAGCUGCUUACAACGCAUUGAAGGAGACGAUUACAUCUCCAUCGGCCUCAGGAGAGAAAGAGAUCAAGCACUGUGACAGCAUUACACCAGAAACUGACAUUACAAAGUCAUCAUCGAUGCCAGCUCCUGAUGCACCAGACGAUGGUCCAUUAAGUUGGCCGGACACAUACUCUGCGGAUCUUGAUUUUGAGGUCACCGGAGAAGCAUACGAGGACAACAGUCCUGACUGGACAACAACACCUAAUGAACUGACCAGACCUUUUGAAUUACCCGGGGAAGUUCAUGUCUCAUUCAAAGACCACAAUGGCAAAGCGUAUGAUGGGGAAAUCUUUGAAGACAACCAAGGAAGAAUAGAAGGGGAAACUGGAGAAUGUGGUGAAUUGGUUCAGGACAACGAAACUUCAGUGCCCCACGAAGAAGAACAAGAAAAGCCUGUAGAAAAGAUCGAGACAAAUGGCACAGAGCCUGAAGAAUCUCAACUAGAUACAUCGCCAUUUGCUGAUGAACAUGAAAUUGCUGCAGAACAGCCUUUUGUUGAAAUAGUUGCUGACGCUUUCACUGUUGAAGCCCAGUUGCCUCGCCCACGUCCUUCGGUGUCUGUUUACCAAGUGGAGAUUGAUGCCAAUAAGCCUCUAAAUGGCGAAGUUUUAAACAUACCAAGUGAAGUUACCGAAGAUCAAGUACAGGCUGUCCAGGAGGUAACAGAGAUCCCCAGGAAGCGAAUUUCAGGAAUACCAGUCAGCCGGAUCCCUCUACAUAAAGCUCAUGACGAGGAGAAACACGAGAGCGAUUCUCAAGAGAAGGUAGGACAGACUUCCUCCUCUCCUUCCCCCACCAAACACUCGAACAACAGAACUUCCACAAUUCCCAAAAAGUCACCCUCUGCUAGUACAAUAACCCAGAAAAAGAGCUCGGCUUCGACAGUUGCCCCAUUGCGGAGCCCUGCUCAAAGAAUACCCUCUGCCACUUCUCGUCUCUCCAGCACCACGACACGAACAUACAAAUCCAAGGAGGGUAGCCUGGAGACCACAGGGAUUAAGCAAGCAGCUACCAGGAGCCCAGCCAAUGUCUCCAGAAUCCCAUCAAAGACUCCCACCACCCCCAAAACUCCACCAACUGCUCUGAGACGGGAUCAGAGGAAACCAGCUUCCAGUGUGGGCAAACCUGAGAGAGCAGAAUCUCCAAAGUCCGGUGAACGAAGCGGCUACAGCAGUCCUGGCUCUCCAGGAACACCCACCAAUCGCACCCGUACGCCUUCCACGCAGACACCCCCCAACCGGGAGCCUAAAAAGAUCGCCAUUGUCCGCACUCCUCCUAAAUCCCCAGCGUCUGCCAAGAGCCGCCUUCAGCCUGUACCUAGCGCGGUACCAAUGCCGGACCUGAAGAAUGUGCGUUCUAAGAUCGGCUCGACUGAAAAUAUUCGGCACCAGCCAGGAGGUGGCAAGGUACAGAUUGUUCACAAGAAGCUUGAUGUGAGCACUGUUCAGUCCAAGUGCGGAUCGAAAGAAAACUUGAAGCAUACCCCAGGGGGAGGAGCAAUACAAAUAACGCACAAGCCAGUUGACCUGAAACACGUGACUUCAAAGUGCGGAUCCAUGAGCAACAUCCACCACAAGCCAGGAGGUGGUAAUGUGGAAGUGAAAUCAGAGAAACUGGAUUUUAAAGUUCAGUCAAAGAUCGGAUCUUUUGACAAUGUCACCCAUACCCCUGGAGGAGGCAACAAAAAGAUUGAAUCUCACAAACUGAGUUUCCGGGAGAACGCUAAAGCCAAGACGGAUCACGGAGCCGAGAUAGUUUACAAAUCUCCUAACCCGUCGGGCGACACGUCCCCCCGGCGUCUCAGCAACGUGUCUUCUUCCGGUAGCAUCAACAUGGCCGACUCUCCGCAACUCUCCAUGUUGGCUGACGCGGUGUCCGCCUCCCUCGCUAAGCAAGGCUUGUGAUGUGCUCCUUCCUUUGAGGGGCUAAGAUUUGGAGGUGGGGGAGGGGGGGUGAGAGACGUACAAAACAAGAAAAGGGAAGCGUUAGAUUAAAAAACAAAAAACACCCACACAUAAUUUCAUAAUAAAACUGGCCUCUUGCGUAUUUAUUAUAUUGUUCUCCCUUUUUGUAUAGGUAUUGCCACCAUGCCCAUACCAGAACUAAACGGGGCAGAUUUUCAGGCUCUGUAUACCACCUUUUCAUGGUUUCAUCAGGGGCAAAAGGAAAUUUUAAGGGAUGUGUAUGUAUAUUUUGUUUCAUAAUAUAAUUUGGCACAAAAGGGGCGUAUGCAGGUGUGUACGCAAGCUCAGAGCGCCCUCUGUGUGUCUACUGUAUUAUUACGCCUAGUCCACAGAGAGUGCAACCUAGAUUUUUUUUUUUUUUUUGGCUAGCUACACUGCAGCUCUUAAAUAUUGUACGUUGGCAGUGCUUGGGGGAAUAAGAAUAAGUUAAUUUAUACCUCACCCCCAGGGUAGAAUGAUGCAUGGACCUGGUAGGUGGUUACUACUGCUUAAAAAUAAUUAAUUCCCAUCUCUUUGCCACCAGUGUUAAUGUUCAUUACUUGCAGGCAGUAGCAUACUCAGAGACAGCUGUAAAGCACCGACAAACAUUAAGCAGAACAAGCAGGAGAUACCCUCAAUUCAGUUCAAAAGUUUCGAUUCUGUCAAGAAUCAAGGGCAUGGCCUACUCGAAGAAGUUCUAACAUUUAAUCUAUGCAUUCUGCUAAGAACAUGACGAGCAGACACAGAAUAAAUGUUAUGGAUGCACGAAGUCUGGGUACUUUUCCCCACACUGCCUAGUAUAUAUCUCCGUGCUAUGAAUGGUGUGAGUGCAUAACUACAAGCUCACACCCAGGGAUUUACGAGAUGUAGCCCAAGAGCAGCUGAAAAGGCUACAGUCAUGGAGGCACAAGCUAAUAUCUUAAUGUAAAGAUAACAUUUUGUCUAUGUAUUUCACAGCAAUUUGACUAGCGCUUUAGAAAUGAAUUUAUAAGCCUUGAAUGCAUCUCAUGUCAAUUGUGAUAGGUACAAGAUAUCUAAGCCACUACCCUCUCAAAUCACGGUGGGGCUAAAAGGUAGAGCUUCGGUAGAUCUACAGUUGUAACGAUGUGCUCUCAACUUAAUCCUCAAGCUGUUGCCCACCCUUUCUCUAAUACUGCCCUGCUCCCCAGUUCUUGUGAAUGAAUGCUUCCUCCCAGCUGCUAAACGUAGACAUAAAGCGAGUGACUAUUGCCAGUCGGCCUUUUCUUACAACACUACUACACCAAGGAUUAGGAGAUGAUGGUGACCUCAAACCUGUCGUGGCAUAAGCAGUGUGUGGGAUAGUUAAUAAAGUGUGACUAACAGAAAAGUAGGACAAUCACCAUGGAAACGAUCAUGUUCUCCCCACUGCAUUGGGUUGUAUGAUGAAUGUCGUACUUUUUUGUUAAACUAUCAUAGGCCUCCUCCCCCAUGUGCGCAGUAUUUUAAUUUGACUCCUAGCACAACUAGAAAGAACUUUACCAAACCCACCUUCUGCCAAAGCUUGUGAUUAGGUCUUUGGCUGCUAGUGAUGGGGCGGCCUGUUAUUCCCCGUGGCAGCUAAUGCGUAUAAGCAUAAUCAGGCACAGUUUCUCCACCCAGCCCCUCUCUCCCACCCGAACGAGCCAAGAACUCACCCAAGUGUAACAGAAUUUAAGGAAAUCUUAGUGGCUGCUUAUUUUAUUUCGCAAAAUGGAAAGGGAGAAAAAAAAAAGUUCCCAUUCACUAGUUAUUUAGUUUGUUUUAAAUUCCCAUUCCCUGCUGUUGAUUCCAUCAGUAACCGCCCCAGGUAUUCACCGCCACCGCUGCCCCCCCAUCCCACCCGCAUCGUUUCUGUGGCUGUCCAUAUUCUGUGUCGUGUCUGACCAGCUGGUUCACACGGUCUGUUGCUGUAAAAGUGGAUUUGGAAAUAAAGUUAUUAAUACAACACAAG
This is a messenger RNA of Pelobates fuscus (common spadefoot toad), 4455 nucleotides long. Its product is annotated as microtubule-associated protein tau-like. Gene Ontology annotation, cellular component: neuron projection. The record is from RefSeq and is a predicted model, not a curated record. Gene Ontology annotation, biological process: neuron projection development; microtubule cytoskeleton organization. NCBI's taxonomy places the organism in Eukaryota, Metazoa, Chordata, Amphibia, Anura, Pelobatidae. The transcript is spliced from 14 exons. Bases 234 to 2465 code for a protein of 743 amino acids. Gene Ontology annotation, molecular function: microtubule binding.